Messenger RNA from Morone saxatilis (striped sea-bass), 3267 nucleotides. RefSeq names its product IQ motif and Sec7 domain ArfGEF 3b (gene iqsec3b). Gene Ontology annotation, biological process: actin cytoskeleton organization; regulation of ARF protein signal transduction. NCBI's taxonomy places the organism in Eukaryota, Metazoa, Chordata, Actinopteri, Moronidae. The record is from RefSeq and is a predicted model, not a curated record. The coding region runs from base 1 to 3267 and encodes 1088 amino acids. The transcript is spliced from 16 exons. Gene Ontology annotation, molecular function: guanyl-nucleotide exchange factor activity; protein binding.
AUGACGCAUCCGUCCUCCAGCGCCUCUCCUCCUCCCUCCCUCCCUCCACAUCUGGAUCUGGGCUUCCUGCUCAUCAGCCACCACUCAGCGCACGUUGCAGGCCCGAGAGGAGCAGGUCAGAGACGGAGGGAGGGAAACGACGGCGGAGAAGCCGAGGGCUCUUCAUUGGGGAUGAGCUUCCAGUCCCCUGCUGGAAAACCUGGCCCCAGUGCAGGCGAUUCUGGUACCUGCGGGUUGAGGCCUCACCACCAUCGGUUCCAGAACAGAGGAGUCUCAUCCAGACCCAGCCGCUCCCGGAUUCAGAGGGUGAGCUGCGACCGCGCGGGUGGACCGAGCUUCAUCGGCGAGAACAGCGCACUGCGGGACGUCAGGGUACAGAACACAAUCCUUUACCCAGUCCACCACCACUCAUCCACCCCGAUCCCCAGGCUGCAUUCAGCACCACCACCACCCUCAGGACGCCAAGUCAGAAUAGUGCGGGGUCCCUGCCAGACAUGCGGCUGCACCAGCCAGGUCGAGGCGGCGGCUUCCGGAUUCCAGCCGUCCCUCCACAAAUAUAACGGGGAACAUGCAGCUGGUCCGGCUGCCCGUCACGGUUUCCGUUUGAAAGUGACCCAGAAAACGCCGGAGUGCCACAGCUUCGCCGCUCUUUGGAGUGAGACCGUGCUGCAUCAAUUUUGCUGCCCCGCCCCUGAACAUACAGAGGCUGACACCACUGGCUCAUCCGGUGGACAGAUGCUGAGCCUGGAGGAUGGAACGUCCUCUGGUGGUGGACAGGAAGUGGAGGGGCCCAAGAGAGAGGGACCGAGCGAAUAUGAGAUCUCCCUGGAGAAUAAAAACAAGCAGAUAGAAGAGUUGGAGCAGAAGUAUGGAGGCCAUCUUAUAGCGAGGCGAGCAGCCCGUCGUAUCCAGACAGCCUUCCGUCAAUAUCAGCUAAGCAAAAACUUCCAGAAGAUCCGUAACUCUCUGUCGGAGAGCAAGCUGCCCCGUCGGAUCUCCCUGCGGCAUCCAAGUCCUUCAGGCCGAAACCGGAACUCAACUCAGAGACACAGUUACAGUCUGCAUCCGGGAGGAGGACAGAUACCCUUACGCUCCAAAACUCCUCCUCCGCCUCCGUGCCGCUCCACCUCUCUGCCCCCUUCCCCUGCGUCUGCUCCAGCUACUGGUCCUUCUCCUGCCCCAGGCCCAGCCCCACCUCAAACCCCUGGGCAAACACUCACACAGCUGGAGGACUGCUUCUCUGAACAACUUCAUUCCUUGGCCCAGUCAAUUGAUGACGCCCUUCGUGGUUGGAGCUUGUCGGAGGGUGGAGAGGGUAAGGGGCUACUUAUGGAUCCCGGAGCCCUUCGUGCAGCCGCUGAGAGCGCUUGUCUGCCCCGCAGUGCCAGCUCGCUGCUAAUGGCCUUCAGGGAUGUCACUGUUCACAUUGACAGCAAUAGUUCCUACACCAUCUCCUCUGCCACCACCACAACCACCACCUCUCUGGGUAAUGCAGGCGGGGGAGAACCAGGAAGCAGGAAGACUUCUGUGAGCGGGAUGGCUGGGGGAGGAGAUGGCCUGUCAGCAGAGGAGCCAGAGUUUCCUGCACCUCCACCCAGUGAGGAGUUGGAAAUGGCUGAUAUAGGAUCAAGGAGAGGUUCAGCAGUGCCAGCUCCAGGUGGAGGCGGGAUGGAAGGGGAGAGCGGCUCAGACAGACUAGGGUCCACCUCCACUUCUACCUCUACUUCCACCUCUAUCUCCACCUCAGCCCAGUCUAACCAGCAGCCUGCUCAGAUUUACACCCAGUACCAGCAGUACCACUACACUCAUCCUCAGCAGAUUCCCGGGGGGCCGAGCCCCGAGGCCCUGCAGGCCCUGGUUGUCUCUCUGCCCAGGGACCGCUGCCAGGACCCAGCCUCCUGCCGCUCGCCAACACUAUCCACGGACACACACCGCAAACGCCUCUACCGUAUAGGACUCAACCUCUUCAAUGUGAACCCAGAAAGAGGCAUCCACUUCCUGAUCACACGAGGUUUCGUCCCGGACACGGCCAUCGGAGUGGCUCACUUCCUGCUGCAGAGGAAGGGCCUGAGCAGACAGAUGAUUGGAGAGUUCUUGGGGAACAGCAAGCUGCAAUUCAACAGAGAUGUUCUUGAUUGCGUCGUAGAUGAGAUGGAUUUCUCAGGCAUGGAGCUCGACGAAGCCCUGAGAAAGUUCCAGGCUCAUGUUCGUGUUCAGGGAGAAGCACAGAAAGUGGAGAGACUCAUCGAAGCCUUUAGCCAGAGGUACUGUAUGUGUAAUCCUGAUGUGGUGCAGCAGUUUCACAACCCAGACACCAUCUUCAUCCUGGCUUUUGCUGUGGUCCUCCUAAACACUGACAUGUACUCGCCCAACAUCAAACCCCAGCGCAAAAUGGGCCUUGAUGACUUCAUUCGCAACCUAAGAGGUGUGGAUGAUGGAGCAGACAUCCCCAGAGAGAUGGUCGCAGGCAUUUAUGAAAGGAUCCAACAAAGAGAGCUCCGGUCCAACGAAGACCACGUCACCUAUGUGAGCCGUGUGGAGCAGUCCAUCCUGGGCCUGAAAACCAUCCUCGCCGUGCCCCACAGACGUCUGGUGUGCUGCUGUCGUCUGUUCGAGGUGCCUGACGCCAACAAGCCUCAUAAACAGAAACUGUCCCAGCUCCAGAGAGAGGUCUUCCUCUUCAAUGACUUACUGCUGAUCCUGAAGCUGUGUCCCAAGAAGAAAAGCUCGGCUUCCUACACCUUCUGUAAAGCCAUGGGUCUUCUGGGAAUGCAGUUUCACCUCUUCAGCAAUGAAUACUACGCACAUGGCAUCACCAUGUUGAGCCCAUUUACCUCAGAGAAGAAGCAGCUGGUGAGUUUCUGCUCCCCGAGUGGAGAAGAGCUCAGGAAGUUUGCAGAGGAGCUCCGAGAGGCCAUCACAGAGGUCAAUGAAAUGGAACAGAUACACAUCCAGUGGGAAUUGGAGAGGCAACAAGGCAUCCAGCCACACGGCAUACAUACUAACGGCGGGCAAGUGGACACACACACCGGACACGGCUCUCCCUCAGGCCAACAGGAUCCGUAUGAUAAAACUGGCAACAACAACACAGUAGAGGUAAGUGCUCAAGCCAUACUUUUCUCCCUCAGUAUCGCCUCCACAGCGUCUGUAGCACUGCCGGCCUCUCUAAUGAAUGAAUUUGCACCAGGUGUGCAAGGAGGACGGUUGAAUGAAGGAGCUUAUGGGAAAUCAGUCUACACCGGUGUCCUCCCAGCACACCGGCUCUGA